GCAACUUCAAGUAGAACUCAAUGGAAGAAAUGAUGAUGAAUCUCUCUCCAUCUUCUUCAUCGAUACUACCAGUCUCCGUGAACCACCAAAUCCCGCUAAUGCUUCAACAAAAAUUACAAUUGAUUACUCACAGCUUUCCUCCUCAGUGGGGGGUUUACUCCAUAUAUUGGCAAGCAGAGAAAGACUUGAAUGGCCACCUUGUUUUAUCAUUCUGUGAUGGUCAUUUCAAAGGCAACAAUUCUGGCUCACUCCAAGACUGUGAAAGGUUUUACAAUGCAUCAGUCUUUCGAUCAUAUAGUGUUGACAAUACUACUAGUGUUGGUACGACUCUUUUGUCUGGUCCUCAUCUUUGGCUAACAGGAAUUCAAGAAAUCAGCAACUUGUUGGAGUGUCAAAGAGUUAAGGAAGCUCACAUCCAUGGCAUCAAGACACUGGUCUUUGUCUCCACAACAUCUGGUGGAGUUGUUGAAUUGGGUUCCUCAUAUUUCAUUGAAGAAGACCAGGUGCUGGUGCAACAAAUCAAAUCAAUGUUCCAAAUCAAGCACAUCAACACAUCUUCAUUUGGUGUGCCACAUAGUGAUUUAUUAGAAAUUACUAAUUAUAAGUCAUAUUCUUCUGAUUCUCAUCAUCAUAACAAACAAAAUGUUAUGUCCAAUAAGAAGGGGAGAAGGGCAGUAAUGAGUCCCAAGAAAUCACCAAUUGAGGCGGAGAGGCAGCGGAGAGAGAGGCUGAACGGCCGUUUCUACGCGCUCCGAUCGGUGGUUCCAACUAUUUCAAAGAUGGACAAAGCAUCUUUACUUGCAGAUGCUGUGACUUACAUUCAGGAGCUCAAGGCCAAAGUUGAUGAAUAUAAGGUCAAGCUUGAAAUAUUUUCAUCACAAAAGCCUAGUUUGAAAAAUGACAAUAAAAGUAGCAACUUUGAUCCUGAAGAGUCAUCAAAAGCAACGGAAGAGGUGGUGAAUGUGGAUGUAAAGAUUAUAGGGUCUGAAGCCUUGAUCAGAGUCCACUGUCCGGACGUGAACUACCCGAUCGUGAGACUGAUGGAUGUGCUUAGAGAGUUUGAGCUUCGAAUUCACCAUGCGAACAUAUCUAGUAUUGAGGACAUGAUGCUCCAAGAUAUUGUGGUUAGGGUUCCUGACUGGUUGAUAAUAAGUGAGGAAGGUAUGAAGAGUGUUGUCCUUCAGAGGCUAAAAGGGCACAAUUAGGCUAGCUAGUGAAUUUUUAUCAUAUGGUGUAGCAUAUAUAGAUCUGCACCAUGUACAAUGUUCGAUUCUCUUGUUCCUCAAAAAAUUGAUAACAUAUAUUAGCCUAUAAUUUAUUUCUUUAAACACAUCAUUGGUAAAUGGUCAUAAACUACCUACUCUUGUAGAUCCAAGAAUCAUAGUUUGGGAAAUUAAUGAUAUGCUAGCUAGUUUAAUGGGCUUUCAUAUAUCUACUUCAAAGAACGUAUUGUGAGUUCACUGCAUAGAUCAGCUUGUAGCCGCCCAAACAAAUCACGUGU
Molecule: messenger RNA, 1501 nt
Organism: Tripterygium wilfordii
Lineage: Eukaryota; Viridiplantae; Streptophyta; Magnoliopsida; Celastrales; Celastraceae
Product: transcription factor bHLH14-like
Exons: 1
Coding region: 21-1205 (394 amino acids)
Biological process (GO): regulation of DNA-templated transcription
Cellular component (GO): nucleus
Molecular function (GO): transcription cis-regulatory region binding; DNA-binding transcription factor activity; protein dimerization activity
Source: RefSeq, a predicted model, not a curated record